CUCCCAUCAUCUUCAUCUCUCAACAGACCAUUAGCUCUGUUUCUCUCUCUCUCUCUGAACCCCUUCUGUCUCUCUCUUCCCAGGGUAGCCAUGUACAGACCAGCUUUUGCCCCUAUAAGAAUUCAUCGUCAUCAUCGUCUUCGUCGCCAUGGAUGCCAACAAUCCCCUGCUCGCUUGCUCACUCCACUGACUCUAUGGAUAUGUGUGUCGGUGAUUCUGAGAUAUGGGUACUACGGUAAUUGCCACAUGGUGCUUGGGCCUAGCUCGUCCAGAUUGUACGAGGCGAGCUCUGUGUUUGUAGCGCAGGUUGAGGCGAGGGAUCCUCAUAGGAAAGGGGCUUUUCUUUAUGGGUUUUCGGAGAAGCCAGAGUUGAGCUUGGAGAAGAAUUGGGCCGUGUCAAGCUAUGUGAUUGUUUCUCCGUACAGUCGCAAGGGAUUCAACUUGUGGUUGAACGAGGGUUCGAGAAUCCGCAUGAGAUGGGAAGCUCAGACUAGCAGUUUGGAUCAACUUGAAGUGUCUCUAAUUAAAGGCGAACGAAAAUUCGAAACAUUGAUCCCAACUUCACCUACUUCCCCUGCCCUCUUUGAACCCACAGCUGGCAGGGUAGCUGAAUAUGCCAUUCAGGAAAGUGACAGGUACUACAUUGGCAUUGUAAAUGCCAACCCCAAGAGCAUCAUAAUGGCGAUGAAUCUAAACGUUUCAUCGAAGAUUUAUGAUACAACUAAAGCAAACACCAUGUGCUCGACAAGCAAUGGAUCAUGCCGGCUCAAUCUUCUCUUUCCCAUCACCCAAUUUGUUGCAGUAACCACACCGAACAAUGGAGAUCUCGGAGAAUGGUACAUGGAGAUAUCUUUCAUAGCUCGUAUAGCAACCUAUAUAGUAAUUUUAGGGCUUCUAGUGAUAACUGUUCUCCUAAUUCUGAAACUACUUGGAGCCUGUGAUAGCGAGGCUCGCGAAGAAGUAGAAGCGAUACAAGAAGUAACUGAGGCCGAUCCUUUGAUGCCCGACAAGCCAUUUCAAUUGCUAUAUGGAACCGGUGAGGAUGAAGAGUCCGGAUCAUCGAGCUGCUCAGAGGACUUAUAUGAUGGCAAGAUCUGUGUUAUCUGCUAUGAAGAGCCCCGCAAUUGUUUCUUUGUCCCUUGUGGACACUGCGCCACCUGCCAUAGCUGUGCUCAGAGGAUCAUCAAUGGAGAGAAGAAGGUUUGCCCCAUUUGUCGAAGGCUGAUCCACAAAGUUAGGAAGUUGUUGAUUCCUUAGACUUUCCUGAGAUUGUGAUUUGUGGCUUUCUCAGAAAAGCAGCUUCUGUAGAAGAGGGACAUCUUUGUUUUGGCUAGGACUAAUAAUUGUUUGUUUAUGAUUGCCAUUACGUCUACACCCACAGGAAAGUGGUGAGAGAUCACUGGGAUUGAAUUGAAUUUACAUUGGCAGCUUGCUGGGGAGAAUUCUGUUGAAGGAACUUUCAACUUUGUA
Molecule: messenger RNA, 1470 nt
Organism: Diospyros lotus (date-plum)
Lineage: Eukaryota; Viridiplantae; Streptophyta; Magnoliopsida; Ericales; Ebenaceae
Product: E3 ubiquitin-protein ligase APD2
Exons: 8
Coding region: 91-1257 (388 amino acids)
Source: RefSeq, a predicted model, not a curated record